Molecule: messenger RNA, 1672 nt
Organism: Condylostylus longicornis
Lineage: Eukaryota; Metazoa; Arthropoda; Insecta; Diptera; Dolichopodidae
Exons: 2
Coding region: 290-1528 (412 amino acids)
Source: RefSeq, a predicted model, not a curated record
AGAGAUUAGAAAAGUUCUUUUACAAGAAUGACAAUUGUUGACAAUGGUGUAAAAGUUGAUAAGAAUUUAUUUGCUUUAGAUAAAAUUUAUUUCUAAAUGCAGUUUCAUUGCAAUAUUCAAAUAAAGUAGUGCCUAAACUCCGAAAUAGUUAUUCAGUUAAUUUUGUUCUCUGAUAGCUAUCGCAGGGGGACAGAUACCAACAUACUCUUGCGGAUAUAGUACACGUAUGAAAGUGCACACAAACACUUGUUUAAGAUUUUAAGUGCUUUUAUAGAAAAAUAAAUAUACAAUGGAUUUGUCUAUAAUUUCCAAGAAGUUCACGUUAGAAACAUUAAAAGAAAUCGCAUCAAAUGCCGGAAUUGGAACUGAAAAUGUAGUAGCUGAAUUUGCAGACUCUAAUAUGAAAAAAGGAGAUUCCUAUUUAAGUGAGAUAUAUCGUCUUAUUGUUACCUCAAAAACUGGUAAAGUAAAAGUAUUAGUCAAAACUAUGCCUAAAACUGUAGCCCGUCGACAAACAUUCCGUAGUGAUGAGUUUUUCAAGAAUGAGAUAGAUUUUUAUACUAAAAUCAUUCCUGCCUUAAUGGAUUUUCAGAAAAGUACCGGAUCUAAGGAUAUAUUUGAUGAAUAUCCACAGUGUUUGGCUGCAUAUUCUGAUGGUGAAAAUGAUUUUCUUGUACUUGAAGAUAUUAGCGUGAGUGGUUAUAUUGCUCCAUGCCGUCAGAGCUAUACUGAAACCGAAACAUGUUCAUUAAUUUUGAAAGUUCUUGGAAGAUUUCAUGCCGUAUCUUUGGCUUUCAAAGACCAAAAGCCUGAAGAGUUUCAAAAAGUAAUAAGUAUAUUAGAUGAACAUUAUUACGCAAAAAAUUUAAAAAAUUGGUAUGGUGGUUUUUUAAAACUCGCCUCUCAUGUAGCUUUAGAUGCUGUGCAAAAAACCUAUCCAAAUUCAGAAUAUUCUGCAAAAGCAGAAAAGUUUCUUGGUGAAAAUUUAUUUGAAGAUAUGAUAUCAAUGGUUAAUAAUAAGACGGCCUAUGCUGUUAUUGGUCACGGUGAUUGUUGGCGUCCUAAUUUUUUGACAAAAUACGAUUCCACUGGUAAUAAACCAGAGAAAGUAAAAAUUAUUGAUUUUCAAUUGGUCAGAUAUGGUUCAUCGAUUUUUGAUUUAAUAUUUUUAUUAUAUAAUAGUACGUCUCAAGAACAAAGAAUUAAACAUUAUGAACAAUUACUAAAAGAUUAUCAUACAAGUGCUUGUAAUUUAAUUCAAAACCUUGGAUCAGAUGCAAAAAAAAUAUUUCCCUAUGAAGGUUUUAAGGAAGAAUUGAAAAAAUUUGGACGUUUCGGCUGUGGUUUCUGUAUUGAAUCGUUACCAUUAUCGAUGCUAGAUGAUGAUGAUGUUACUGAUUUAGAUACAGUUAAUUUUGAAAACUCAACUUUAUUAGAUUUUUGGAAAAUUAAGCCAUUGGAAAAUGUUGAGAAUCGUAAAAGAUUGGCUGAUAUAUUUAAGCAUGCUGUGGAUAAUGGCUAUCUUUAGUAAAAUGACUAUGACUUGUAACAAAAGAUUUAAAAAAAAAUUAUUAAAUAAUAUAGCAAUCCAGAUCAAAAAGCUUUGUAGUAAUAAAAGCUUAAAUCUUUCUAAUUUAUACGAUUUUCUGAACAAAAUUAAAAAAUUUUCUAA